This is a messenger RNA of Ogataea angusta, 420 nucleotides long. RefSeq lists its product as uncharacterized. The record is from RefSeq and is a predicted model, not a curated record. The coding region runs from base 1 to 420 and encodes 139 amino acids. The transcript has a single exon. Lineage: Eukaryota; Fungi; Ascomycota; Pichiomycetes; Pichiales; Pichiaceae.
AUGGCUACUCAAGAUCUGCCUCCAGUUGGGGGCUACGAGAAGAUCCAAUGGAAAAGAAACCUGCCUUCGAGAGGAUUUAGACCUCUUGUCUGGUUUGGAUUGCUGGUUGCCACCACGUCGUAUGGCUUCUAUAGGGUCAUCCAGGGCAACAGGGAGAACGUGGAGCUGAAAAGAGAAAAAAUAUGGUCUCGUAUCCAUCUGCUGCCUCUUUUGCAAGCCGAGCAGGACAGAGAUAUAGUCCGCAGAACCAUCGCAUACUACAACAGAGAAGCAGAGAUCAUGAAGGACGUUCCUUGGUGGGAGGUGAAGUCCACCUACUCCAACAAGAAGGACUUCCAUCCUCCACAUACAGUGCUUGUGGGCAAACAGCUUGACAAAGACUCGUCGAUUUUCAAUCAAACCACCAAGGACAGAAAGUAG